Messenger RNA from Leptopilina heterotoma, 982 nucleotides. Its product is annotated as esterase AGAP003155. NCBI's taxonomy places the organism in Eukaryota, Metazoa, Arthropoda, Insecta, Hymenoptera, Figitidae. The transcript is spliced from 5 exons. Gene Ontology annotation, cellular component: cytoplasm; nucleus. Gene Ontology annotation, biological process: response to retinoic acid. The record is from RefSeq and is a predicted model, not a curated record. The coding region runs from base 155 to 826 and encodes 223 amino acids.
UAGUAGAGUUUUAUCACGUGGUUCACAACAAUACAUAACCUAAAACUGUCAGAUUACCGCAUUUGUUAUUUGUUUUUAAUCUUUUUAACAAUACAACAAUUUUAACGAUUUCAGCAAUAAACCUAAAAAUAUUUUCGAAAAAAGUGACUAGAACAUGAAGUUAAAAAUUUUGGCAAUUCACGGAUAUCGUCAAUCGGAUACUACUUUCAGUGGGAAACUUGGAUCACUUAGAAAAAGUUUCAAAAAGGAAAUUGAUUUUACUUUUAUAAAAGCUCCUCAUAAAGUUCCACCUUUGGAAAGUAGUGAGGAAAAAGAGGAAGACAACAAUGGAGAAGAAUUCGGUUGGUGGUUUAAUACAGAAAAUAAAGUAUUCAAAGCAACAGUACCAAGUAAUUUAUCAGUGGGUUUUGAUGAAAGUUUAGCAUUAGUGGAGAAAACCUUUGAACAAUCAGGUCCAUUCGAUGGAAUAAUUGGUUUCUCUCAAGGAGCAUCAUUUGUUUCAAUUCUCUGCGCAAUGCAACAAAGAAAAAUUUCGCCGAUUAAAUUUGAUUUUGCGAUUCUUAUUUCUGGAUUUAAAUCACUUUGCGAGCCGCAUGCGAUAUUUUACAAGGACAUUAAAAUUGAAUUACCAACAUUACACGUUUAUGGAGAGGGCGAUAAAAUAAUUCCAACUUUAAUGGCGCAGGAAUUAAGUGAAGUAUUUUCCAAUAAAAAGAAAUUUAUUCACGAAGGUGGUCAUUAUGUUCCAGGCAAGAAAUUCAUUUAUAAUGAUUUUAUUCUCGAAAUGUUAUCGAAAAAAAGCGAUUCCAAAGAAUUAAGAGAAUAAUUUUCAAUUCAGGUUAGACACAAUUUUUUGCACGUCAAAUAAAAAAGAAGAGAAGGAAAGGAAAAAGAAAAGAAAAUCGAUAUAAAAAAUAGUAAUACAAUUAUUUUAAAAAAAGCAAAACAUUUAUACAAAAAUAACAAGAGUCAAAAUAGUAAA